AUGAUUAUCCUUGCCAGACUCUCCAUCUUACUCCUCGCAUCGACAGUUAAGGCACAGAAAGGCAUAGGCCAAGCGUCAAACUUCAACAUAAGCAAAGAAGUGGCCUUGUCAUAUGGAUGCAACGAAACAUGCCAAGAAGUGCUAGCUAUCACCAAUGCUGCUGACCUUGAGACAAUGGGCACCGCAUUUGACUUUGACUUCUAUGAAACAGCAGAUAAUUUCUCUACCUCAACUCCAGGCGACCUGCUGAAACUCGCGGCUAUUGAUAGCUCCUCUCUAGAUGUCCCUGCUGGCAUGACUACUUUUCGAUUCCAGUAUACUUCUCGAGACCUAGACGGAAGCCCUGUGCCCUCUACCGGAUUUAUCGCUUUCCCAUUUGCAAAGCCUGCUUGCGGUCAGGAGCUCCCUCUGGUUGCGUAUGCCCACGGCACCAUCGGUGUGUACCGUGGCUGUGCGCCGUCAUCUUCACCUAGCCUUUUCAACUAUGAUAGUUGGUCGCCACUUAUCAUGCGUGGGUACGCUAUUGUAGGAACUGACUAUGCUGGUCUUGGGAACAACUUCACGACGCAUAAAUACACUAGCUAUGCUGCCCAUGCAAACGACAUAUACUAUUCAGUAAAGGCCGCCCACAAGGCCUUUCCUGGUGUCUUCACGAGAGAAUGGAUGAGUGUCGGUCAUUCUCAGGGAGCUGGCGCGGUAUGGAAGCUGUCUGAGCAUCCCCUGGUGCAAAAGGCCAGCUCAGGCUACCUUGGAACUGUUGCAGUGUCUCCGGCAGCCAAGCUCUAUGAUACCGUCAAACUUGUUUACAAUUCUUAUUUCCCUCGACCUGGCUUUCACCAAUACGUCGUCGCUGCUGAGAUGGGUCCGCUUGUAUAUGGCGUCAUGCAAGCAUUUCCCAACUACAAAUGCCCAUGGCUUGGCGAGGCUAUGAAGCAGAGGCUCAAGCUUGCCAGUCUUGGACAAUUCUGUACCAUGGCAUUUAUGGGUUUGUCCUUCGACUUGUCACGAGAGCAACUCAUUAUGUCUAGCAAAAACCCGAAAGAGGAUCAGACAUUGAAGAAAUUCCAAGCGAUUAAUGCUCCGGCACAGGGCAAUUCAGCUUCUCGGCCACUCCUCGUUAUACAUGGAUGGAAUGACACCUCAGUUAUCCCCGAAAAUACCGUGGAGGCGUAUCACGCGGCUGUCGCGGCAGGAAAUGAGGUUCACCUGGUUCGGUAUCCUGGUUUGGAUCACUCGGCUACUCUGACUGCCUCAGCACCACGGUGGUUGGAGUUUUUGGAUGACAAAUUUGCCCACAAGCGUGGAAACGGUAAAUCAACAGACAUUACAGUUGAGCCAUUCGAUUUAGCCGUGGCAAAAGCACCGCUGGAGCUUCCCUUGAACGAACAGCCGCUGCUGGGCUUUUUGAAGUACUAG
Fusarium fujikuroi IMI 58289 is the source of this 1416-nucleotide messenger RNA. RefSeq lists its product as uncharacterized. Gene Ontology annotation, molecular function: triacylglycerol lipase activity; serine-type peptidase activity. Gene Ontology annotation, biological process: proteolysis; lipid catabolic process. Bases 1 to 1416 code for a protein of 471 amino acids. NCBI's taxonomy places the organism in Eukaryota, Fungi, Ascomycota, Sordariomycetes, Hypocreales, Nectriaceae. The transcript has a single exon. The record is from RefSeq and is a predicted model, not a curated record.